AAAAAAGCGGAGAGUAUGAAACAAUUUCUCGUUCGAAUCUCAAACCCGGCGGCUGUGAUCUAACGUUACUGUUCCGAUCCAUUGAACAUAAGGAAUAUACGGAGGCUAUUUAUCUACCGCAUCUCUUCUCACUAUUUACAGAGAUCACCAUCGAGAGGCCCAUCUCUUCCAGCCAGUGAAGAAGCUAUCGCAAAGGUGUGUACUUGCGAGACUGGUUCAGCAAGAAUCUUAGACGGGGGGAGCAGUUUUGCUCCGAAAUCGUUUAUCUUUUUUUAAAAAAUAUCGUUUGGACAGUAAUCAGCCAGAAUAAGAGAAGAUGGGAAAGUGUUAUUCGUGUUUUCGCGCCAAGUUUACGCCCAGUUCUCAGGAUGGUAAAACUGGAGGUCUGCCCCUAGUGCCUACGAGGAAACCUAGCAAGCCUGAUGUACCUGGAGAUCUGCCCCGCCCGCCCAGUGUGGACAGCAACAUUUCGCCGGACAAGCAAAAUGAUGACGACGUUUUGGUUGUUCAAGGCAUCGAUCUCCACUUGGAUGAGAACGUCGCAGCGCACUAUACCGGCGACUAUGACAUCGUGCAAGCUGAGAAACCUUGCCUUGUCCUGCGAAGGGGCUUUCCUUUCAAGUUGGGAAUCAACUUCAAUCGAAGCUAUGACAAAGAAAAGGAUGUGGUUUGCCUGGUGUUUACUGCCAAAGAUGCUGCGAAUCCAUCCUAUUCUCAAGGUUCGAUGAUUUUCUGCCCCAUUAUGCCAAGUGAUAAUGCGGUGCUGCCAUCUGACGCAUGGCAAGCGAAGCUUUUGUCCAGAACUGAAGAGAACACAAUUUUAGUUGAAGUUACUACUACACCUAAUUGCAUUGUGGGUGAUUGGAUCUUGGAAGUGGACACUAAAUUGAAGGAGGAAAAAGAAGGACAAUCCAAGAGUCUGAGAUACACAGCAAAACAACCUGUUUACAUUCUAUUUAAUCCUUGGUGCAAACAGGAUACAGUGUACAUGAGCGAAUAUGAACAUCGCAAAGAGUACGUGUUGAAUGAAGGCGGAUUAAUCUGGAGAGGUACAAAUAAUCGCUUGCGGCCAUGCGUCUGGAAUUAUGGUCAGUUUGAAGAAGACGUGAUGCAGUGUGCUGUUUACCUUCUCGGACACAUUGCCAAGCUCUCUAUUGUGGCCAGAGCAGAUCCGGUCAAAGUUGUCAGACACAUAUCAGCUGUGGUAAACUCCCCUGAUGAUAAUGGUGUGUUGGUUGGCAAUUGGUCAGCUGACUACGGUGGUGGUCAGCCUCCCACCCACUGGACUGGCAGUGUAGCAAUCUUGCAACAGUAUUAUAAAACAAAAAAACCAGUGAAGUUUGGACAGUGCUGGGUGUUUUCUGGUGUCGUUACUACUGUUUGCAGAGCUUUGGGUAUUCCAUGCAGAUCUGUCACAAACUUUGCAUCUGCUCACGACACACACAACAGUCUCACAAUCGAUUAUUUCUACGAUGAAGAAGGGGAACCUCUGGACAAGUUGAACAUCGAUUCGGUUUGGAACUUCCAUGUUUGGAAUGAAGUAUGGAUGGAACGACCUGAUUUGGAACCUGGUGGCUAUUCUGGAUGGCAAGCAAUUGAUGCUACACCCCAAGAAGAAUCUGAUGGUCUCUACCGAUGCGGACCCUGCAGCGUUGCUGCCAUCAAAAGAGGAGAAAUUCAGAAGAAUUAUGACGGUCCUUUUGUUUUUGCCGAAGUGAACGCUGAUAAAGUCUACUGGAGAUUCCGAGGGAAAAACCAGCCUCUGAAGCUCAUUAACAGGAAGACUGAAGCUAUUGGCCAGUUUAUUAGUACUAAAGCUAUUGGAGCUUAUGAAAGAGAAGACAUCACAACUGAAUACAAAUACAGUGAAAAUAGCAAAGAAGAACGAGAAGUCAUGCUUCGAGCUCUUCGCCAGUGUGGAAACGUCUUCUCAAGGUAUUAUUUGAACGACGAGUUUGAGGAUGUGUCUUUUGACUUCCAACUGCUGGAUGACAUUGUUAUUGGACAGCCAUUUAAUGUUAAACUGACAAUGAAGAACAAAGGCUUGGAAAAGAAGACUUACACGGUGAAAGGAGUGCUAGCCGUACACACUGUACUUUACACGGGUCAACUGAAGAAUGCCGUAAAGAAAGAAAGAUUUGAAGUCAAUAUUGGAGAGGGAGCAGAGAAAGAAGUCAUCAUGAAUGUGUCUUACGACGAAUACGAGAAAUUGCUGGUUGACCAAGCAGCUUUCAACAUGAUCGCCAUGGCCAAUGUCGAGGAAACUGGAUUCGAUUACUUCGCCCAAGAUGAUUUCAGAGUCAGGAAGCCCGACAUCAAAUUCGAAAUUGAAGGAGACUUAGUGCAAGGAGAAGAAUUCAAGGUCACUGCACAGUUCAAGAAUCCUUUACCAAGGCCUCUAAGAAAGGGUUACUUUGUUAUUGAAGGACCUGGAUUGGGACAACCUCUCAAAUUAAGAUUGAAAGAGGACGUUGCCCCUGAUGCCAUGGCUAAAGUUUCAUGUAGCAUCCGCCCCAAGACUUCUGGGGAAAAGAAUAUCGCUGCUAAGUUUGCAUCUCGAGAACUUGAUGACGUUGAUGGCUACGUCGUCAUCGACGUGAAACCCAAGAUAGUCGUUACCGAACCGGAGAACAACAAGCCUUCCGACAACGAGAUUCCUUUGUAUCCCACUGUUGACGGAAACUAAGCGAACUUUCACUUGCCGUCCGAAACAGCUGUACAAAACUGCAACUAACUGCAAUCUGAAACAGCUGUACAGACUGCAACUAAUUGCAACGAAUUAAACUGACUGAGUGAAUCUCAUUGAGACUGUGAUUGAACUCCACUGCCUUCCGCUGUUUCGAAUUUUGAAAACAUAUUUUUAUAUGCUGAAAGUGAAUUCACCGAAGUGCCUUAUUAUCACAGUGACACAAGUGAAUACAGAUUACUAUUUGCUUUCUCAACUGUGAAAUACCAUGACAAAGAAAUUGCAUUUUAUUUUAAGAUGUAGAUUCUGAUCGCUUUCUGUCCGUGCCUAUGUUAUAAUCACUGCGUGUUUUUGUAAAGGUUUGAGGGAUAGGAUCUACUUUGUCAAGCAAUAAUAAUCACCAUAUAACAUUUGGUGGUAUUUCUUGCAGUGCUGCUCAAGUCUUUUGAGUUUUUAAAACCGUAUUAUAUAAAAUAAAAUUUUUAUAAACUAAUGUGUUGUAAAAUGAUUGUGAAUUUAAAAAAAAAAUAUAAUUAUUUUCUAAGUUAAAGUUGUUUUAGUUUUAUUAUAGUAUUACAUAUUUUAAUAGGUUACAAGAAACAAUAUUUUAUCGUUAACGACUGGUUGCCAAGACCCAAAACACAUUCUGGGUAACUUUUUAUCUUAAAAAUAUUUUUUAAAGAUAAACAUAAAUCUAUUAAAAUUUUUUUGUUCCCCAAACAAAAAUAUUAUACUUUAAACUUCUUAUAAUUCACUUUUAUUUGAUAAUAAUAUAUUUUUGUUAAGAUGAAAAUUUUAUCAUUGAAUAUGAAAAUAUCUUAUGAAAUUACUCUCAAAUACAAUAUAAAUAUUCAAUAAUUUUUUUUGUGUAAAAAAUGACGUCUAUGCAAAUUUAUUUUUAUAAUAAACAAUGAUAUGUUUAUUAAGCAAUUAAAAUUAACAUUUUAUAAACGAUCUUAAUAUAAUUCGAACAAUUAAGCUUAGAAAUUUAUACCAAUCUCGAUUAAAAACAUUAGUAAUAAACAAAUUAUUGAUCCAUUCGAAAUUCUGUCUCAAAUGUGAAAAUUAUAUGUAAGUAUUAUUGGCUAAAUGUAAUGAAUUAGUUUGUUAAAAAAAUCGGGCAAAAAUUCUAUAUCGUAAUUAGAAAAACAUUAGAAAUAAUUUUUGAUCUAAAGAUAUGUGAACUAAACAGAAUAAUUUAUAUCUUGGGAACUAUUAGAAAGAAUCUUCAAAAUUGGGAACACUCUUUAAAGUUAUAAUAUUAAUUUAUUUAUAUUUCAUUAAAAUUUUUCUAAUUAAAAGAAGUUUAAAAAAUAAAAAUUAUUAAUUCCAUGUAUUAAUUGUUACAAUAGUUACUUUGUAUUAUAAUCUUUGCUAAUUAUAUUGUAUGAGCAUCAAAUAAAUAGUGCAUAUUUUUAAUAUGAAUGAGACUGAUGUAUUAUAAUUUGUAGCAAUCUCAGUAUAUUAUGUCUUAUUAAAUGAUUUUUUUGAAACAUGUAAUUUAACAAAUUUAUUGAAUGUAAAAUUAUUGUAUUGCAUUUAUUUUUAUUUAAUUCUACUAUAAUCUUGAUUUAACUAUAUUAUAUGUGAAAAAAAGUCCUAUUGUGUUUGUUUUGAUCAAAAUGUUAGAGCAGCUUGUGCUACAUUUUUACUAUGUAGAUUUUAGAAUGUAAAAUAUUUUAAUAUGUAUACAUUUUUUUUAUUUUUUUUUUACAAUUGGUGCUUCCCUUUUAUAUGAUAGAUACUGAAGAAUAUAUCAUCAUUGUUUGUUAUGCAUUGUAUAUAAUGGCUUUUAAAUGGCUUUUUUCAUAGUAGUGUUAGUUUUGGAGACACUUUUGCUGGCGAGUCGGUGGUUGGUUAUCAGAGAAAUAAAUAUUCUGUCAGCAUUUCAACUUGUCAGCGAAAUUUUUAUAAACUUUGAUAGAUAUAUUAUUUUUAAUACUUGCUGCUCUAUUUUAAAAAUAUGUUUGUAUUUCGAUCCUGACUUUCCAUAUUUGGAUAGUAUAAUAUUUUCUCCCAAAUUUUCGAACAAUUUUAAUGUUCUAAGCGAAGUUAUAUUAAUAAACGUAUUUUAAAAAAUAUAUAAUAUUUCUAAUAAAUUUUGAGAAAAUAAUAAUCGUUUUUACUUGGAAAUCACUACUGGCUAUACAAAAUGGGCCUUCUUUUAUCCAAUAUAUGAUGCAGUAUAUCCUAAUUUAUAAAUUAAUACAUCGAGCAUAUUCUGCUUGUGGGAAUCGGUGGUCAGUGCCUUUUUUUAAACCCUAAAAUGUUGCUAGAUUUUGUAUUUUAAAACAUAUUUAAGUAAUAAAUGUUAAGAAAAAAUAUAUUUCUCAAAAUGUAACUACUAUUUUUUCAUAUAUGUUUCAGCUUUGUAGUUUGUAAAUCAUUUUUGUAUGUCUACGUUAUUUCAUAUAAAUGUUUAUACAAAAAGAA
Messenger RNA from Argiope bruennichi, 5119 nucleotides. RefSeq names its product annulin-like. Gene Ontology annotation, biological process: peptide cross-linking. Bases 317 to 2686 code for a protein of 789 amino acids. The record is from RefSeq and is a predicted model, not a curated record. Gene Ontology annotation, molecular function: protein-glutamine gamma-glutamyltransferase activity. The transcript has 17 exons. Lineage: Eukaryota; Metazoa; Arthropoda; Arachnida; Araneae; Araneidae.